Molecule: messenger RNA, 890 nt
Organism: Chironomus riparius
Lineage: Eukaryota; Metazoa; Arthropoda; Insecta; Diptera; Chironomidae
Source: the annotation of a GenBank genome assembly
CAAGUUCCUCAAAAUCUAGACUCAAGUAGAAAUUUCGAUAAAAUUACAAAAAAUAACAUUCAAAAAAAGUAAUUUUAAAAAAAAUUCUAGUAAAUUCAUAAACAAUAGCUAUAAUUUGUGCUUUUGCUUUUCUCACAUUUUCUCACAUAGAUCUUAAUAAAGGUUGUUUUCGAUCUUCAUUUAAUGUCCUUGUUUAAACGAUUCAAGACAAUGGAAGGAGCUGCGAUGGAUAUGGACAUUGAUGCUAUUGAAAAGCAGGAUUUUGGUUCCGAUUUGAUGCACGGUGGUCGAAUUGGAAGAGAUCACCUUAUGUCAAUCCUCGAUGGAAUCGAUCGUGAAGUUGAAGGACUUCGAAAACACGCCAGAAAGCUCCAAGAGAAGCGUGAUGAACUUAAUACACGCAUAGAUAUGCUAAGGACUGACUUCCUUGUACCACAAAUUGAUGACAUGGACCAAGAAGAGAUGCAUUUUCAUCUAAAACGUGUCAACGAUCGCCUUCAAACUGUCAACAUUAAUGUCCAUACAAUCCGUGAUGAUUCACAAGUCGAAUCUGUUCAUGUAAUUAAUAAUUUAAUUGAUGAAGUCAUCAAAUUUGGUGAUCCAAUUGAAAAGAGAAAAAAGUGUCAACAAUAUUUAAAUUCAUGCUCAUCUUCGGAAAUAAUUUUUAAUGAUGACGGAAGUUCGACAGUUUUAAUUGAUAAAAGAUUCGAGACUCAUUUGCUGUCGUGUAAUUUGGAUGACCAGAAAAUGAUACGAAAACGUUUGGAAGCCUUGAUGAUGUACAUGAUGAAGCAAAUGGUGUCUGAGUGAGGAAGUAGUAAAGAACUAGAAGUGGAUAAAAUUAUUGAUAAAAUGAGGUCACUUUCUGGUUCUUAAAUGAUUUAAAAUGA